AUGUCCGGCAAUCACACACACCCUUUGAGCUUUGAUCCCGGUACGCUCAAAUUCUGCAGAUUACUCCAGCGCUCCGAAUCAUCUUCUCUAUACGAGAUAACGCUAAGCGACAAUCGCUACUGUCUAAAAGUGUUUCACAACAACGGCGACCCCGGCUACGCCCCGAAUGGCCGUGACAUGAACCGAUUCCGCCGCGAAUUAACCGCUUACAAGAACCUGCACUCUUGGGGAGUGUGUCAGAAAGGCGUGGUACCAGCUUACCAUGGCUAUAUCGAGCAACUCGACCCGGCUCUCUAUCGUCCUCAUCUCGAUCACUUCGCAGGCGAUCAGAAUCAACCAAAUGCCAUCAUGCUUGAAUAUCUACCAGACCCAGAAGAGCUGAACUGCGUGAAUUACUCCGCGGAACGCUUCCAGGUGGCAAUGCAGGGGUUGAGUGAGAUUCAUCGCGCGAGGGUCCUUCAUAAUGACCCGUAUCCGAAAAAUAUUGUUCUUGUGCAUGGGGAAGCGUCGCGAGUUGUUUGGAUCGAUUUCGAUGUUUCGACGACAUAUACAGAGGCUCAGAUGGAGGAUCAUCAGGUGAAGCAGUACUUCGAAGAAGAGUUCCUGUGGGCGAGGAGCUUUGGAGAUUUAUUGAAAAGGGAUCAAGAGGAAGGUCAACUGCCAAACCUCAGCUAUUAUUAG
Molecule: messenger RNA, 681 nt
Organism: Aspergillus melleus
Lineage: Eukaryota; Fungi; Ascomycota; Eurotiomycetes; Eurotiales; Aspergillaceae
Exons: 3
Coding region: 1-681 (226 amino acids)
Biological process (GO): protein phosphorylation
Molecular function (GO): ATP binding; protein kinase activity
Source: RefSeq, a predicted model, not a curated record